Messenger RNA from Pocillopora meandrina, 381 nucleotides. NCBI's taxonomy places the organism in Eukaryota, Metazoa, Cnidaria, Anthozoa, Scleractinia, Pocilloporidae. The record is from the annotation of a GenBank genome assembly.
AGCGACUUACAGCUUGGCUGGGCUCUACACAAGCCGCAAAGUCAAGCGAUGCGGUUUCCUUUUGAGGUUAAACAGUACCUUACAACGAAAUUUGACCUUGGAGAGAGAACUGGAAACAAGGUGGAUCCAGGAAAAGUGGCGGCAGACAUGAGAACAGCAAGAAACACGGAUGGUUCGUGGAUUUUUAAAAGGGAACAUUGGCUAACGAAAAGUCAAGUACAGGGGUUCUUUUCAAGACUGGCGGCCACUCGAAGAAGGCAAGGAAACGAAGAGAUUCAGAUUGAGGAUGUGCUCGCUGAGGAGGAAGAGCGGGAAAGACAAGAAGUGCUGGAGAGCGUAGCCGCUCAGCUAAGUCCUAGGCAUCCAAUCUGUUACGAUUCU